This is a messenger RNA of Tetrahymena thermophila SB210, 534 nucleotides long. RefSeq lists its product as hypothetical. The record is from RefSeq and is a predicted model, not a curated record. Lineage: Eukaryota; Ciliophora; Oligohymenophorea; Hymenostomatida; Tetrahymenidae. The transcript has a single exon.
AUGCUAUUAAUUAAAAUCAAAUAUAAAACAGCACAACUAACAAAAAGUAAAUAGAAAAUGUUUUAAUAAAUUAAAAUUAAAUUGAGGAUGAAUUGGUUAAAUAAAAUUUAAUAACUGAAAAUCAAAAUAACAAUAAAAAUACAGCAUAAAAUUAUGAAGUUAGCCAAAAUUUAAAAAGUGAAAAUUAGUAAAAAGUUAAGUAAAUUGUAAAAUAGGAUAUCAAUAUUGAACUUGAAAAGAAAGAUUAGUAGCAAAUUUCUAAUUUCUAAAUAACAAAAGUAAGUUUAAAAAGCCUAGACAAUAUUUAAAACUAUUAAAUUAUUCCUGAAAACAAAGAUAAUCAAAAAACUGAUAACUUCAUUAGCAUUCAAGGAAAAUUCUAAGAAAACUCUUCAAGUAGUUUAUAAAAUAUAUAAAAGCAAGAAAAUUAAGCAGAUAAUCCUCGAAUAAGCAAUCAGAUAUAAUUUGAUUAAUUAAAUACUGUAUCGCUUUAAAAUAAGGAGCAACAUUAAAAUUAAAUUGAUUUUAAUAUGA